Sphenostylis stenocarpa is the source of this 1668-nucleotide messenger RNA. NCBI's taxonomy places the organism in Eukaryota, Viridiplantae, Streptophyta, Magnoliopsida, Fabales, Fabaceae. The record is from the annotation of a GenBank genome assembly.
AUGGCCACCGCAGCAUUCAAAUCCACCACCAAGAGGACUCCCGUCGGAGCCUCCUCCGCCGACGACUCCGCCUCCUCCUCUUCUCUCCAUCACCGCCGCUCCCGGAGCCUCAGCCGUCCCGCCCGCUACUCCUUCCCCUCCCGCGAGGAGGAUUGCGGCGCCGAUCGUCGCACUCCCAAAGGCCGCUUCGUUAACACCGUCCGCGGUUCCGUCUUCCCGGAGAUCAGCCUCGACGAUCUCGCCAUCGAGUUUUUCGAGUCCGCGAAUCGUGGCCGGUUCGGCGGUACCAGAACCUCCGAGUCCGAGGCUAGUCCCGCCGGUGCCGGCGCGUCGCAGCGGCGAGGGAGGUCUGUUUCGAGGAAGAGCUCCGGAGUCGGCGAUGAUAGAAGGGUCAGUGUUGACGGUGGUGGUGGGGGAAGACCGGUCUCCGAUGCAAAUUCGAGAAGACGGAGAUCAGUAUCGGUGGUUCGGUACCAAAUUAGCGAUUCCGAGAGUGACCUGGAUCAUUCUCAGAAUUCUAGAAGUCGUUCAAAUCUGAAAAAUACUGAGGUUGGGAACAAGCUAAUGCAUAAGCCAGUUGCUUCAGAUCAAAGACCAGGGCUCAGAAAGUCCCUAAGUCAGAGGGAUUUGAGGGCAUAUGAUGGCUACUCUAGUCAUUCUUCAGUUCUCACUGAUGAUGAAGGUGCAACAGCUCACUCUAAGAAAAGUGGAAUUGAGAAACUAAGAUCAGUUUAUGCACAGAAAAAGGUGGCACUUAAUGACAUGGAUAAAGGAUUGCACAAAGCAAAGCAGAAAGAAAUACGGAAUAUGGAACCUGAACAGGCUGUGGUGAAACCAAGGACCUCCACUUUAUCCGCAGGUGACCACUUGUUAUCAAGUAAUUCUUCAAUCAGAAGUAGCUACGAAACUGAACUGGAACAGUCAGAGAAGCGAAAACAAGAAUUAUUAGCUGAAAUAGUGUAUGAGGAGCAGAGAGGAAGAGAACUUUCUAAGAUUGUUAAUGAGUUGACUCCUGCUAAAGAGGACAAUCACCUACAAAAUCCAACAAGAACCAGGAAGAGAAGUAAUGACAGAAGACGAGUGUCAAUGCGCUUGACUGAGGAGGCUGAGAGAUAUAUUGAGGAUUUUAUAUCAAAUGUUGAAGAUACAGAUAUUUCAUCACUUGAUGGUGAAAGGAGUGAUGCAAGUUCAUCGAUUGGAGGACUAAUAAAACCAGAAAAAGUUAAUAGUCCUCCAAUCACUGUGCCUAGAUCUCUUCCUGUUUUGAUGGAUGGGGUUACAUUGCCAUGGUUGCAAUGGGAGACAAGUAAUGAUGCAUCUCCUAUGACAAGCCUGAACAAGGCACGUAUGGCAGUCACCCCAAAAACUUCAAGUUCUACUCAGGAAAACAUCAAAUUACAAGAUCAAGGUAGCAUUUCUAUCAGCAGUCGUGGAAGCUGGAGCCCUGAUUACCUUCAGGAGUAUGUUGGAAAAGAUGUAUACAGUAAAUUUGGAGAAAGUUCUUGUUACAAGGAGCAGUCAUUAUCAGCUAAAUCCAAAGGAUUGAGGUAUGAUAUGGAUGAUUACCUUAAAGUUAAAAACAAGGAAGAUUUGUUGAUAGAGAGUUGGAUGCAACGGCGGAGAAUAAAUUCAGGCAGUCUCCUAUUGUGUAGCCUAAGAUUAUUUUAG